AUGAGAAAUUUGAAAUAUCUUGUUGUUCCCUUCGUUUGUAAGUCUUCUUUGCUUUAAUUAUCCACUUACAAUCGAGAAGAAUCCUACACGAAGGUCUAUAGUAAUUAGAAAUAAUACAAGAUUGAACCAGAAACAAUAGUUUUUAGUGGUAAUUCUAAUACCAAAUUGGCAAGCGAGGUGGCAAAGUGUUUAGGUAUAUCCCUUGGGAAGGUGCUGCUCGAGAGAUUUGCGGAUGGGGAAUGCAACAUAUAAGUUUUAGAGAAUGUAAGAGGAAGAAAUGCAUUUAUAAUUCAAUCAACAUGUCCUCCGGUAAAUGAAAAUCUGGUUGAAUUAUUUUUGUUUAUAAGUGCAUUAAGAAGAGCAUCUGUAAAAACCAUUACAGUCAUCAUUCCUUAUUAUGGAUAUUCAAGAUAAGAUCACAAGUUAGCUAAAACUGAGUCGAUUGCAGCUGCAGAUAUCGCAAAAAUCUUGGAGCAAACUGGAAUAGAUCACCUGGUUUCAAUUGAUCUUCAUCGAGGAUAACUCUAAGGUGCUUUUUCUACUAGUGUUCCAGUGGAUAAUCUUUCGCCAUACAUAACACUCAUUUACGAGCUUAAUAACCACCCUUUAAAAUUAAGUCCACCAAACGAAUUGACUUUAGUUUCUCCUGAUUUUAAUGGUGUAUCAAGAGUAAAGAAAGUGUAAGAUGAAUUAAGAUAAGAAUUAAUUGGUAACAUAGAAUUGGCUAUGAUAUACAAGUCUAAACAUCCAGUUAGUGAGACAGAAAUAAGUCUAGUCGGAGAUGUGAAUGGAAAAAAUUGUUUGAUCGUCGAUGAUAUUAUAGAUUCAGGAAGGACACUAAAGAAUGCUGCGGAUAUCUUAAAAAGGGAAGGAGCCAAAACAGUAAUGGCAUAUGGAACACAUCCAGUAUUUUCAGGGAAAGCAGCCCUUAAUUUAGGAAUUUCAAAUUUAUCCAAGAUUUAUGUUACUGAUACCAUACAAGUAAAGGAUUUAGAUAAACAAAUUUUACAUGAAAAAUUGAGCGUUUUAAGUGUGGCUCCAUUGUUAGCUGAAACUAUAUACAGACUUUAAAAGAGAGAGAGUUUACAUGGGCUAUUGGGUGCACAUAAUUUAUGA
Messenger RNA from Paramecium tetraurelia, 1116 nucleotides. RefSeq lists its product as uncharacterized. Gene Ontology annotation, molecular function: ribose phosphate diphosphokinase activity; magnesium ion binding. The record is from RefSeq and is a predicted model, not a curated record. Gene Ontology annotation, cellular component: cytoplasm; ribose phosphate diphosphokinase complex. Gene Ontology annotation, biological process: purine nucleotide biosynthetic process; 5-phosphoribose 1-diphosphate biosynthetic process. NCBI's taxonomy places the organism in Eukaryota, Ciliophora, Oligohymenophorea, Peniculida, Parameciidae. The transcript is spliced from 4 exons.